This is a messenger RNA of Eremomyces bilateralis CBS 781.70, 4090 nucleotides long. RefSeq names its product Spc7-domain-containing protein. Lineage: Eukaryota; Fungi; Ascomycota; Dothideomycetes; Eremomycetales; Eremomycetaceae. Gene Ontology annotation, biological process: mitotic sister chromatid biorientation; protein localization to kinetochore; mitotic spindle assembly checkpoint signaling. The record is from RefSeq and is a predicted model, not a curated record. The transcript is spliced from 5 exons. The coding region runs from base 232 to 3942 and encodes 1236 amino acids.
GGUUCUGCACGAGACCACGAAUAUCACGAAACAUAUCCUAAGUCCAUAAACUUCCCAGUUUGCGCUUGGCCAGUGGUCGCAAGAUAAUACCAUAUCAAAUACAGCCCUUGUCUAUGUGGACAUCCCCUAUCAAUGCAUACUUAACCUCGCGAAUACCUCCUCGGCGAUCUAUAAACCGCACCAAAGCUAGGAGCGAGUAGCAAGAGCAUUAUUGAUCAGCUACACAUCAACAUGGCUGCCGAAUCCGACAAAGAGAAUCUCCUGCACGAUUUACUCCCCACGAUUGACCACGCGAAAUCGCCGCGAUCCACAGCUGAUCCAAAAGCAAUGGGCAAACGAAACCGAAGCAAGAGUAUUGGACCAGGCGGGCUUGACGAUGUCUUGUUGAAGCCUUCGACUAAGGACCGGCGAAAGUCUGCAUUCGUCCCUGCGGUCAAGUCCAUUCUAGCGAGCCGGGAAGAUGAAGCGAAGAGGAAGGAAGCAAGGCGAAAGUCGCUUGCGAAUCGCCGAGUGUCAUUUGCGCCAGAGGCAACUCUGCACACUUGGGACGUCAUCGAGUACAUGCGCGAUGCGACAACUUCAUCUUCCUCAUCCAGCCCACGGCGGAACGCUUCAGAAUCCCCGAAAAACCCAAGAAAAACGCCGAAAAAUGGUGAUCCAUCGCCGACCGCGGAAGAUGCCACGGCGCAAUCGCCCUCUACGCCUCCGAAACAGGCAGAAUCUCCGAUACCCGAAUCAUCGCCAGCAAACCAGAGAGACAUGCACCAACGGAAGCGUCGCCGGGUCUCUAGAGUUCCACCUGAAAUAUCGAGCCCUUCAGACGCUCCAUCAUCGAGCCCGGCGAGCGCAACCUCGAGCGCCGCAAGCGACGACAUCGAAAGCUCGACGGGAAGCAAUGAGAACACUUUAUCUCAUGCCGAUGGACCAAACAACGGCACGAGUCCGGACGGCUCAACAACAUCUUCCAGUGGGCGUUUGGAAGAAGCGUUGCGGCAGGCGGCAACGCAGGCUGGAACACGAGGAAUCGAAUGUGACGAGAAUGAAGAGAUAUCCAUGGAUCUAGCUUCGGAAGAGGUAACCGCAGCCUUCCAGCCCUGGCUUCAAUUCAAGGCCAAAGCCCAAGCACCCCGCCCUGAUCUGGAUCAAGAGAACAUCGAUCCGUUUUCUCCAGCCAUCAGCACAAGGACAGUUGGCAGCAAAACCAACCAGCCAAUGCUACCAGAAAGCGAAGGUUCCGAUGAGAUGAGUAUGGAUAUCACGCAAGCAGUCGGUGGUAUUCUGUCCAAGCGGAACGUAGAAGACACGGAAGCGGAUGAUGCAACGAUGGAUUUCACCACGGCGGUCGGUGGCAUCAAGUUCAGUCAGAAUGCGCAGCCUGCAUCUCAGCGUAGCGGAAUCAAGAGACGGAGGUCAAGCGUGUUUCCAGCACCUGCGAGUGUUGUCGAUGCCAGCGGUAGUCCCUCCAGACGAAAGAGCCUACGCCGGACAAGCAUGAAUCAUCGACAGUCUCUCGGCAAUUUGGCCAUCGAUGAUGAAACUAUGGAUUUGACCGAGUCACUUGGUGGCAUCCAGGAAAUGAUAUUCAAGGCUAACUCCGAGCCCGCCGCAACAUUGGACAUGACACUCGGCGACGACGCUAUGGACUUUACGAUGGCUGUCGGCGGCAUCAAGGAUGUCAAAGCUACACAACUCGAUGCUCAAAUCGAAGACGACGAGGGCGACUUGGAGGACAUGAGUAUGGAGCUGACCUCGAAUUUUGGAAAUAUCGAUCAGGGCAAGUUAGCGAAGGCCUCCACUCCCUCAACAGCACCCGUGGUGAAACGACACGGCUCAGAAGAUCAGAUCUUGCCCCGUAUUGAUGAACAUCAACCCAAAGCCGCCGCGCCUCUAAAUCUCACCCCGUCUCCACCUAAGCGGUCACCGAUCAAACCAAGUCCGAAACGUCAAACUACAGGAAUAGGAGGUACACCAAGGAAGUCUCCUCGACGUUCUGGAAGACUUAGCAUAGUCCCGAUGACGCCUGAGCAGACUGGAGCGAGCUAUGAGAAAGAUGUGCGCUUCAGCCCGCGCCCGCAGAAACAAACCAACGAGGGGCCCGAAAGCCAACCCAAAACGCCUGUCAAGAUGGAGGUUCCCGAUGCUCCCCAGCAGCAGAAUCCAUCCCCAAGGGUCAAGGAGAGCCCCUAUUGGUUGCAACCCGAUACAACUCCCAAGGCGAACAAUCUGUCCCAGUCUAUCAAAUCGCUCUCCACUCCAAGAAAGCAAGUUAGGACUCCUGUACUCAAGUCCACUUCUACCCCAAAAAGCCCGGCCCAGCGGAGUCCCGUCAAAUCAUUCACGCCAAAGCAAACGACUCCAGGAAAGGGGCCAAAAAAGAACGUGACGAUUUCAGAACCCGUUCCGAGAGCGUCACCAGUGAAGGACGACACCUCUGUCGAUGAGCACCUUUCGCUAAAGGAAUUUCUCCGCUUAACGAACAUUCGAUUUCUUGAUCUUACUACGACGAAGAGAAGACAUACUGGAGCACCUUCUGCUCUGACCAAGCAAUUUUUGCAGGAGGAAUCUGCAGAUGAUGAUUCUCACCGGAUUGAGAAUGCGGCUGUUGCUGGUGCAUGCACGGUACCACUGCUGAGUCUCUUCCAACAUUCUUGUCAUGAGAUGAAGCAUUAUAUCUCGGGUGGGAAGGACGAAGUCCGUAUGAUUGAGAAUGAAGCCGUUGAAAACCAGCCUCCAUUGUUCAAAGAAUAUAUAUCCGCACCUCCAGGUGAACGGAUGAUUAUGGACAACCAGUUCAAGAACAUGAAAAGUAAUGCUCGCUUGCAAAGCAAAGCCGGCUGGUACUCAUGGCGGAUGCAGCUCCUGACAGAGCUCACGAAAGGACUCAAACAGUCCUCGCUCGACCUUGAUGAGGACGAUAAUGCAUUGCAAACACAGGAAGAACUGAUGAAAUCCAUUCUACCAGGUCUCCUUCAACGUAAUGACGAAUUGCAAAAGAGGCUGGGGAGACUACAAGAGCACGCAGCGAACUUUAAUGAGGAAGACCAGGACGAGCUUGAGGCUGCGAGACUAAGGCUGCAAAGUGCAGAUGAGGAGAUCGCGCAAAAGAAGAGGCUCCUCAGCGAAUUGCAGCAGUCUAUGCACGAAAAAGAACAGGCGAUUGCGGACCUAAGGGACCGGAAAGAAGAGUCUUCAGAAGCCAUCAAGGCGGCAGAGCGGGUGCGGGAAGAGUGCCGUGGCUGGUCUGCAGACGAGGUCGGCAUGCUCAAAGCCAAAGUUGAUGCUGUUGGACUCAAGACAGGCUGGACGAUCACAUCUGCCAAUGCGGAUCCGCAUACGCUCACAAUGACUUACAAAUCGGAACUCGAGCUCUUUCUCCAUCCAGCCGCAUUCCUUGGUGGCAUGGAAGACCCUAUGGCGGGCAACCAACCGAUCAGUCUCGGCUACAUUGGCGAUAAUCACGCUUUACGCAAACCGCAGCCGCUCACCACCUCCAAGCGGUUCUUUCUUCAGCUUCUUCAAGCACAUCUCCAUUCGAUUCCUCAAUACCAGACGUCGGUACCGGACCUUCUUCGGACGGUCAGCUCGGGAUGGGAUUGCGCCGAUUCUGUGGCGAAUGCUGUCCGGCUAUUGCGGCAACUAUGUAUCACAGAGGAGGCUAUUCUCAGUGAUGAGCGAUUGUCGAUCAAAGUGAACAUGGUGCUGCCGAACCUUCAGACGAAGGUCCGUCCUGUCAUUGUGAUCACGGCCCACAUUUCAGACGGUCAUGUCGAGGUAUUCUCAGAUGUGACGGCCUCGGUGGUCUAUGGAGAGAAGUAUGAUGAAAGCAAGAUGGGCGAGUUUCUAAAGGUACAUAUGGGCUCCAGACUUGAUGCCGGUUCGUCUUGGGCCGAGUCAGUCUUGGACCUGAAGAGACGUCUUAUCAAGCGAGGCCGAAAGGGUUGAUAUUCCAUGGAAACUAUGAGGUGCCGGAGAGAGUGGUUGCUUCGCAUCGACUAUUCUACAUGUAACGCGAUUGAUGAGUUCAUGACGAACAGCAAGACUCCCGCACUGUUGUUGUGGUGAUGUUUGAUGAAAAUUACUAUUAUUUGAG